CUCUGGAUAAAUCUUCCGAACUUGGAGACCCUUUUGUUGAAAAGCUCUAAUAUCUCUGGCACUGUCAAUUCUAUUGCAAGAUCAAAAUUUAGCACCGUAUUAAGCUACAUAGAUCUAGCUGAAAACGCCGUUUUCUGGGCCAAUUUCUGAUCUUUCAAGCUUUGGUUCAUGCUCAAGCUUGAGUUUUCUGAAUCUUUCCCAGAAUUUCUUGCACUUCAAUGUUCAGGAUUCAAAAGGGUUACAUCUCAAUUUUCUAGUGCUCGAUCUUUCUUACAAUAAGAUAUCCGGUCAAGACCUAGUUCGGUGGCUAUUACCCAAUGGUUGUGGUGAGCUCCGGUACUUGUCCUUGACCAGUAACAAAGUCGCCGGCGAUGUUCCGGUGUCGGAUUGCAAGAGUUUGGAGUAUUUGGAUCUUUCUGCCAAUAAUUUCUCAAUUGGGUUUCCUUCGUUUGGUGAUUGUGCAUAUUUGCAACAUCGUGAUUUGUCAUCCAACAAGUCUUCUGGAGACGUUAGUUCUUGUCUCUCUGUUUGUGGGAAACUCAGUUAUUUGAAACUUACCAAUAACCAUUUCACUGGUGCGAUUCCAAACCUUCCUAGCGGAGCCAUGCAGUCUCUGUACCUUUCUGGUAAUGGUUUUCAUGGGGUAUUGCCUUCAAAUCUUUCGAAUUUGUGUUCAGCUCUUGUGGAGUUGGAUUUGUCUUCCAAUAAUUUGUCUGGUACUGUGCCUGAAAGCUUUGGGGCAUGCUCUGUUUUGGAACUCCUUGAUAUUUCUGACAACAACUUCUCUGGUGAGUUACCAAUUGGAACCUUUCUCAAGUUGAGUAAUUUGAAGGAUUUGGUGUUAUCAUUCAAUGCUUUUGUUGGUUCUUUGCCUGAAUCUUUGUCAAAUUUGACAAACUUGGAGACUUUAGAUGUCAGUUCUAAUAAUAUUUCGGGUUUGAUUCCUUCUGGAAUUUGUCAAGACCCAAGAAAUAGUUUGAAAAUGCUGUAUCUUCAGAACAAUAUUUUCACUGGUUCAAUACCAGAGAGUCUCGCCUCGUUUGGUAGUCUGGAAAAUUUAGCCAUUCUCAAACUAGGAAACAACUCAAUCUCUUGGAGCAUCUCGGGGGAGCUAGGGGAUUGUUGUAGCUUGAUAUGGUUGGAUCUGAAUACAAACUUCUUGAAUGGGACUAUCCCGCCAGCUAUGUUCAAACAGUCUGGCAAGAUUGCAUUGGCAUUGCUCACUGGGAAAAUGUACGUGUACAUCAAGAAUGAUGGCAGUAAGCAGUGCCAUGGAGCAUGGAAUUUGCUUGAGUCCGGAGGAAUCAGACAGGAACAGUUGGACCGUAUUUCAUCAAAGCACCCCUGCAACUUUACUAGAGUUUACAGGGGCAGCACCAAACCAACAUUCAACCACAAUGGGUCAAUGAUUUUUCUUGACCUUUCUUACAAUAAGUUGGACGGUAGUAUUCCAAAGGAGCUUGGGUCCACAUACUAUCUCUCUAUAUUGAAUUUGGGGCAUAAUGUUCUCUCUGGUCCUAUUCCUCCAGAGCUUGGAGGUUUGAUGUAUGUUGCGAGUCUUGAUCUGUCAUAUAAUAGUCUCAAUGGUUCUAUUCCACCAUCAUUGACUGGCCUUGCAAUGCUCGUGGAGAUUGAUCUGUCCAAUAACCACCUCUCUGGAAUGAUUCCUGAAUCGUUUCCUUUUGAUACAUUUCCUGAUUAUAGGUUCCUCAAUAAUUCGGGCCUCUGUGGGUACCCUCUACCUCCUUGUGGGGCAGGUUCAGGUGCAAGUUUAAACCAGCACCAGAAGUCUCAUCGUAGACAAGCAUCCCUUGCAGGGAGCGUGGCAAUGGGGUUGUUGUUCUCCCUCUUCUGCAUCUUUGGUGUGAUGAUUAUAAUAGCUGUGGAAUCAAGGAAAAAGGAGGAUGCCCUCGAAGCCUAUGUGGAUGGUCAUUCCAAUUCAGCAACUGCAAAUAGCGCUUCGAGGCUAACCACUAUUCGCGAGGCAUUGAGCGUCAACCUGGCAACAUUUGACCAGCCUCUCCUGAGGCACACUUCUGCUGAUCUUCUUGAAGCCACCAAUGGCUUCCACAACGAAAGCCUUAUAGGUUCUGGUAAUUGUCCGAAUGGAAAGUGCAAUUUACCUAUUCAUCCCCUCUAG
Molecule: messenger RNA, 2140 nt
Organism: Ilex paraguariensis (yerba mate)
Lineage: Eukaryota; Viridiplantae; Streptophyta; Magnoliopsida; Aquifoliales; Aquifoliaceae
Source: the annotation of a GenBank genome assembly